This is a messenger RNA of Melanotaenia boesemani (Boeseman's rainbowfish), 1722 nucleotides long. RefSeq names its product piggyBac transposable element-derived protein 4-like. Lineage: Eukaryota; Metazoa; Chordata; Actinopteri; Atheriniformes; Melanotaeniidae. The transcript has a single exon. The record is from RefSeq and is a predicted model, not a curated record. Bases 1 to 1722 code for a protein of 573 amino acids.
AUGGCUGCAAGGUUCACUGUUGAAGAGGCCCGCCAAAUGGUGCUAGAUAGAGACGAUGGACAGGCUGUUAUGGGGUUAGACUCAGGAUCAGAACUCUCUGACGACGAGGACCCAGACUACCAGCCACCAGCCAUUCAACCUCAAUCAUCAGACACAGGGGAAUCCCCUGACUCUUCAGAAGAAGAAGAAAAUGAGGUCCAAAGUACCAACCGGAUGAGCAAGAAGGGCUCCUACUGGAGUGAGAAUCCUCCCCCUCAGACUAGAACACCAAGCCACAAUUUGCUCAUAACCCGACCAGGCCCAGCACGGGGGGUGACCACGACAUCACCCAGAGAAGCAUGGGAGCUCUUCCUCAGUGAGGAAAUACUUCUACAGGUGAUAAAAGGCACAAAUGUGGAGGGCCAGAGAAUCGCCGACGCUAGAGGGAAGGCAUGGCUAAAAGUUGACCAACUUGAACUAAAAGCUUGGAUUGGACUCUGCAUUCUCUCUGGAAGUGAGAAGAGCUGGGAUGUGGCUGUUCGUGAGCUGUUUGGAAGUCCUUUCCAGAAUCCCAUGUACAAAGCCACCAUGUCAAUCAAUCGGUUUGAAGAUAUCCGCCGUGCCCUGCGAUUCGAUGACAAGAGGACCAGACCCGCACGGCUGGCAACCGACCACAUGGCAGCCUUUCGGGAUAUAUGGGAGAUGUUCUUGGUCAACUGCAGGCGGCGAUUCAUCCCAAAUGAUUGUGUGACUGUGGAUGAACAGCUUGUCCCAUUCAGGGGGAGGUGCAAGUUUUUGCAGUAUAUGCCAAGCAAGCCCGCCAAGUAUGGCAUCAAAAUUUUUUGGGUUUGUGAUGCCCGCGUCCCCUACGCUAUCGAUGCAAAGGUUUAUACAGGGCGUCAACCAGGAGAUGAAGUGCAAAAGAAUCUGGGAGAAAAAAUUGUAAAAGAGUUGUGCAGUGCACUCCGACACACUGGCCGCAACAUAACGAUGGACAACUUUUUCACCAGUAUACCUCUUGCACAGGAGCUCCUCGAAAGUGGUCUCACAAUUGUGGGGACUCUUCGUCAGAACAAACCAGACAUCCCAGCUGUGAUGAAGGCUUCAAGGACCCGAAAGCUCUACAGCACAGAAUUUGGUUUCAAUGGCAACGUCGCCAUGGCCAGCUAUGUGAGAAAGAAAGGAAAGGUUGUUGUCCUCCUGAGCACAAUGCACCACAACAAAAUGCUGGAUGAAAACAGUGAAAAAAAGAAACCAGAAAUCAUCACCUUCUACAACAAAAGCAAAGGAGGUGUUGACCUUGUCGACCAGAUGGUUGGCACCUACACCUGCAAACGCCAAACCCAGAGGUGGCCCAUGGUACUGUGGUACAAUAUGCUCGAUGUCGCCACCCUGAAUGCAUACAGCAUAUUCAAAGCCCAGCACCCUAAUGACAAGGGAGGGAUCCCUGAACGACGGCUCUUUCUGAGAGAGCUCUCAAGGGAGCUCAUCCUCCCACAGAUGCAACGGCGACUUGAAGGCAAUGGAUCCCUGAACAGCACAAUUAUUGAUGCAAUGCAAAGGUGUGGGGUGGCAAGAGUCACACCGCAGCAGGACAGAGGACAACCAUUGAAGAGAAAGAGGUGUCAGCUCUGCCCACGAGACAAAGAUAACAAAGUCAGCACUAGAUGUAAGAAGUGCGAUACAGCAGCGUGUAAGGAUCACAGCCAGAAAACAGUUGUCUGUCAGAAAUGUGAAGCGUGA